Messenger RNA from Aspergillus aculeatus ATCC 16872, 1776 nucleotides. RefSeq names its product retromer subunit VPS17. The record is from RefSeq and is a predicted model, not a curated record. Gene Ontology annotation, biological process: intracellular protein transport; retrograde transport, endosome to Golgi. Gene Ontology annotation, cellular component: endosome; retromer complex; retromer, tubulation complex. Gene Ontology annotation, molecular function: phosphatidylinositol-3-phosphate binding. The coding region runs from base 1 to 1776 and encodes 591 amino acids. NCBI's taxonomy places the organism in Eukaryota, Fungi, Ascomycota, Eurotiomycetes, Eurotiales, Aspergillaceae. The transcript has 3 exons.
AUGGACUACUCCGCCAUCUCGCACGAUCCCGACCAUCCUACAGGCACCUCGCCCUGGGCUUCGCCCCGACCAACGCAAACUACUUUUGCCGCGACGAGCGAUAUCCCCUCGUCUCCGUUACCCCCGCAAGAGCAUUCCCCUUACGGCGCCGAUAGGGAGCCGCAGCCUGCCGACGGGUCGGGCGCCAGAGAAGAUGGAUUCGGUCCCCCGAACUUGUCUGGCCAACUGCAGAACACCCAUCUCGGUGGUGCCAAUGCUGGAGAGCAACCGUCGCAUGGUGCCCAACAGCAACAGCCCCAGGCUCAGCACCCACGAUCCCAGAUCCCGGCUCGUUACCAAACCGGACCCAGACAGAAUGCCAGGCCCCCUGCUCCGGCCUAUAAAAUACAGGCGAAGAUUACUGGGUUAGAGCGAACUGGCAAGAAGGAUCCUAUCCUGCGCUUCGAUGUCCACACCAAUGUCCCCAAGUUUAGAACCACCCAAUACCGUGAUGUUCGACGCACCCAUAGCGAGUUUGUGAAGCUAGCCGAUCACCUUAUCUCCGCCAAUCCCGAGACCUUCGUACCCGCCGUACCAUCCCCAUUGACCCCGGCCGGGGCCGGAACCGAAGAAGAUGAAAUUCGGGUUAAAGCCUCGAUGCAGCGGUGGCUGAAUGUGGUUCUGAGCAAUGAGGUAUUAAUUCACGACGACGAAGUGAUCCUGUUUGUGGAGAGUGAUUUUGGGUACAGUCCUGUGGUGCGCAUGAAGCAACCCGCCACCGGUGUCCGGAGGAAGGUCUUGAAGCAAUUCGCGCCCCCUCCGGACGACACCCCGGAACUACAGAAUGCCCGACCUACUGUCAAAAUGUUCUAUCUGGGUGCUAUGGAUGCCAGUCACAAGGUUGAUCGCGUGGUUAAGGGCCGCAGAGGUUUGGGUCUUGCUGAAUCCGACUUCGGCGUCAAGCUGGGCCAGAUGCACGUGCAGGAGACGCAUCCGGGACUAGCCAAUGCUUAUCGAAAGCUGGGAAAGGUCAUUCAGACGGUCGGAGAUUUCCAUGCUGUUCAGGCGACCGCGGAAGCUACCACCCUUGGAGAUCCCCUUAGCUACCAUUCCUCGGACGCCUUUAUUGUCAAGGAAACUCUUACGAACCGUCAUAUCCUGCUGCGAGAGUUGAUUCAAGCUCAACAAGCUACUCGCAGCAAACGCGCUGCCGCCGACCGGCUCAAGGUCAGCUCCUCUGUGCGCCCCGACAAAGUUGAUGAGGCUAUCAAUGCGUUGGAUGAGGCGCAAAGCCACGAGGACUUUUUGACCAAGAGGACUCAGCGCGUCACGUCGAAUCUGCUGCUGGAGAAACAGCGCUGGUUUGAGCGAACAUCCAGUGACCUGCUCGCUGGCUUGCGCGAGUAUACUCUACGUCAAAUUGAAUCGGAGCGCCGCACCCUGGCCACCCUCGAGAGUGUUCGACCCGAUAUUCGGGCAAUUGAUGCCUCUGGAGGACUAAGUCGUCUGGGCCGUGAAUCUCAUCCUGCUGCCCGACGAUCGAAUUUGGGCUCGAGCCAAGGCCCUAAGGGCGACGCAUGGAGCGGAAUCCCUCGUCGCAGCGAUAGUCUUGGACGUAGCAUGAGCGGCAGCUUUGUUGCACCUCCCCUGGAUGAUGACGAAGAAACGAAUGGCAGUGGAAGUGCCAAGGGUCGAUUGCGCUCGGCCAGCGGGGUGAGUUCGAUCGCUGAGGAGGACGACGAGGACCGGUUGGACGCGCGCAAUGCGGCGAGUCGCCUAGCCACGAGUACCUUUUAG